AUGCUUAUAACCACCGGUCUUCUCCAGACCCUAGCAGGCCACCUGUUGCCUAAUUGUUUGUACGUGCUGAAGGCUGUUAAGACAGUUGACUUGCUCGGCCCGGGAGCCCCUGCAUCGCCUCCAAGUCUGGAGGGUCCUGCCGAGCUGUACCGAGCCGGACCCUUGGCCCGAGAGCCUUUGGGGCGACAAGAGAGAGGGAGUUGCGGCUGCACAAAAGACAGAGACCAGUCGCAUCACGACUGUGACGGUUGCCUCAAGAGGGUGAAAAGUCGAAACUAG
Protopolystoma xenopodis is the source of this 279-nucleotide messenger RNA. The record is from the annotation of a GenBank genome assembly. Lineage: Eukaryota; Metazoa; Platyhelminthes; Monogenea; Polystomatidea; Polystomatidae.